This is a messenger RNA of Condylura cristata (star-nosed mole), 3011 nucleotides long. It is a transcript of the gene GGNBP2, whose product is annotated as gametogenetin binding protein 2. The record is from RefSeq and is a predicted model, not a curated record. Gene Ontology annotation, cellular component: nucleus; cytoplasm. Lineage: Eukaryota; Metazoa; Chordata; Mammalia; Eulipotyphla; Talpidae. The coding region runs from base 283 to 2244 and encodes 653 amino acids. The transcript is spliced from 13 exons.
CACUCCCCGUGGCGCGAGCGGCUGACUGAGUCUGGAGAGGAAACGGCAUUCGGAGCCGCGCUCCCGCCCAGGCCGGCCCUGACGCGGGCCUCGUCAGCCGGUAACGGGGAGCAGAGGUGGGGGUCAGGGAGGCGACCACGAAAACGGUGAAGGUCAGAACCCAGAGGCCUCCUCCGAGAAGGGCAGGAGCAGGGAGGAGGCGGCAGCGACAGCGGCAGGAGCAGCAGCGGCGGCGGCAGCUGGGAGGAGGUGGUGACGGUGGCAACGGCAGCGUCGGGGACGAUGGCGCGACUGGUGGCAGUGUGCAGGGACGGGGAGGAGGAGUUCCCCUUCGAGAGGAGGCAGAUUCCCCUCUACAUAGACGACACCCUCACGAUGGUGAUGGAAUUUCCUGACAAUGUGUUAAAUCUCGAUGGGCAUCAAAAUAAUGGUACACAGUUAAAGCAGUUCAUUCAGCGACAUAGUAUGCUUAAGCAACAAGAUCUGAGUAUUGCCAUGGUGGUGACAUCACGUGAAGUCUUGAGUGCACUUUCUCAGCUUGUUCCAUGUGUUGGUUGUCGUCGCAGUGUGGAACGCCUCUUUUCCCAGCUUGUAGAGUCUGGAAAUCCUGCCCUUGAGCCCCUGACAGUGGGACCCAAGGGAGUCCUAUCUGUAACUCGAAGCUGCAUGACUGAUGCAAAGAAGCUUUAUACAUUAUUUUAUGUACAUGGGUCCAAACUAAAUGACAUGAUAGAUGCUAUUCCAAAAAGUAAAAAGAACAAGAGAUGUCAGUUGCACUCCUUAGAUACACACAAACCAAAACCUUUGGGAGGUUGUUGGAUGGACGUAUGGGAACUAAUGUCCCAAGAAUGCAGGGACGAAGUAGUUUUAAUUGACUCUAGUUGUCUUUUAGAAACACUAGAAACAUAUCUUCGAAAACAUAGGUUUUGCACUGAUUGCAAAAAUAAAGUCCUCCGAGCAUACAAUAUCCUUAUUGGUGAACUUGAUUGCAGCAAAGAGAAGGGCUACUGUGCUGCACUUUAUGAAGGCUUGCGGUGCUGUCCACAUGAACGACAUAUACAUGUUUGCUGUGAAACAGAUUUUAUUGCACAUCUUUUGGGUCGUGCUGAGCCAGAGUUCGCAGGAGGGCGAAGAGAAAGACAUGCUAAGACAAUAGAUAUAGCUCAAGAAGAAGUUUUGACCUGCUUGGGAAUUCAUCUUUAUGAAAGACUACAUCGAAUCUGGCAAAAAUUGCGAGCAGAGGAGCAGACGUGGCAGAUGCUCUUCUACCUUGGUGUUGAUGCUUUACGCAAGAGUUUUGAGAUGACUGUUGAAAAAGUACAGGGUAUUAGCCGAUUAGAACAACUUUGUGAAGAAUUUUCAGAAGAGGAACGAGUAAGAGAACUCAAGCAAGAAAAGAAACGCCAAAAACGAAAGAAUAGACGAAAAAAUAAAUGUGUAUGUGAUAUUCCAACUCCCUUACAACCAGCAGAUGAAAAAGAAGUAAGCCAAGAGAAGCCUCCUGAUUUAUUUUCAGGCUUAUCUCCACACUGUAAUGGUAGUGAUUGUGGAUAUUCAUCUAGCAUGGAAGGGAGUGAAACAGGUUCUCGGGAGGGUUCGGAUGUUGCGUGCACUGAAGGCAUUUGUAAUCAUGAUGAACAUGGUGAUGACUCCUGUGUUCAUCAUUGUGAAGACAAAGAGGAUGAUGGUGAUAGUUGUGUUGAAUGUUGGGCAAAUUCUGAAGAGAACACCACCAAAGGAAAAAAUAAAAAGAAGAAAAAGAAAAGCAAGAUACUGAAAUGUGAUGAACAUAUCCAAAAGCUUGGAAGCUGUAUUACAGAUCCAGGUAAUCGAGAGACCUCAGGAAACACCGUGCACACAGUGUUUCACCGUGACAAGACCAAAGAUGCACAUCCUGAAAGCUGUUGCAGCUCUGAAAAGGGUGGGCAACCACUGCCUUGGUUUGAGCAUAGGAAAAAUGUACCACAGUUUGCAGAACCCACAGAAACGUCAUUUGGUCCUGAUUCUGGAAAAGGUGCCAAGAGCUUAGUUGAACUCCUUGAUGAGUCCGAAUGUACUUCAGAUGAGGAAAUCUUUAUUUCACAAGAUGAAAUACAGUCAUUUAUGGCUAAUAACCAGUCUUUCUACAGCAAUAGAGAACAAUACCGACAGCAUCUGAAGGAGAAAUUUAAUAAAUACUGCCGCUUAAAUGAUCACAAGAGGCCCAUUUGUAGUGGCUGGUUGACAACUGCUGGAGCAAAUUAAAUAAAUAAAAUAGCUCUGUCUUUCAAUGAAACACUCAAGAUGACUACUGCGCCUUCUCUUUCAAAAAAAACUCUUAAUUUAGUGACUUAUGGCAAAAUUUUAUCUUAAAUCAAUGUGAUUCUUUCUUGUUUUGGGAGACGGUGGAGGUAACCUCAUUAGUUCUUUCUUCAGGCUUGUGUCUUUAGUGCGUGCUGCACAGGCCUGCCAUUUGAUUUAAGCCAUCUCUUUUCAUUAAAUGUUUCUCUUCCUGUGAGACUUUACUAAAGCAUCUUAGUGGCAAAAAGUAUUGUUGUACUUAUACUUCUGUACAGAAAUGACAAUGAGCUGAAUAUAUGGUUUUACAAAGUAGACAUCCACUUGCAAAAUGUUUGGAUGUAAUGUUAAAGCGCAAUGUGCAAAAUUUAAAAUAAAGAAUAUUUAUUAAUAUGCAUAGUAAAAUUUGGUGUACAUGUUUCAACUUACUGGGUGGCAAUAUUUUAAUAUUUGCCACUUGUGGACUUAGUACUUGGCCAAUGUUGAUGUUAGAGAAGAUGAAGAGCAAGUAACGAUAGAUAUGUUGAAGGCAAAUUUCUUUCCUUUGUCAGUGUUGACAACUAAGAGCAGCAAUUUCCAGACUUCUGUUUUGAAAGGAUGAAUGUAACACAAUAUCUUGAAAAUACUGGCUGUCUUACCCCUGCCCCCCCCCGCCCACUUUUAACUGCUCUUUAUUGUUAAAAGUUUCCUGGUACAUAACACCAAACACAUUAAUUUCAGAGGUUCAUACUGAC